Messenger RNA from Macrosteles quadrilineatus (aster leafhopper), 1890 nucleotides. RefSeq names its product piggyBac transposable element-derived protein 3-like. The transcript has a single exon. The coding region runs from base 1 to 1890 and encodes 629 amino acids. Lineage: Eukaryota; Metazoa; Arthropoda; Insecta; Hemiptera; Cicadellidae. The record is from RefSeq and is a predicted model, not a curated record.
AUGGACCGACCUGGGACAAGUAAGUCUUGUGGUACAUCGUGGACAGUGGGUGAUCCAGAUUUUGAUGACCGAGUACGGAGGUUGUUAGAGGAAGAUGAAGACAAUCCGGACGAUCCAGAUGAAGUGGAUGAUGUUGGCUCCGUGGUCGAUGACUCAGACGCCGACCCUGACUACGUGAUGUGUCAAAGUGAGGCAGACGAAUCGAGUAGUUCGGACGAAGAUGCAAUGCUAGUGGACGACGUGGACGUGGGUGAGUCAAGUGUCAUAAUAAAUGCUGUUGCUCCAGAUGUUCCGCUUCCUAAAUAUUUCCUUGAAAGGAUGAGGAAAAAGGAACAGGGCCCUCCAAAUGGUUGGACCAGCAAACAUCCUCCCCGAAAUGUAAGGACUCCCGCCAGAAAUAUUCUUAGAGGAGGAUUGCCUGGGAUCACAGGGCCUGCACGAGCGUUAGGAGAGGCGUCCAAUAAAACAGAGGUAUGGCAACUGUUUUUUGAUGCUGAGAUUAUUUCUAAAAUCGUUACCAAUACCAACAUAAAGUUAUUAUCAGUUCGAGACAAAAUCCCCCCUGGGCAAAGUAAAGCCAAUUUUAGAAACACUAACAAUGAAGAGGUGACUGCUCUAAUUGGAUUACUACUACUGUCUUCAAUUCUAAAAUCAAAUGACGAAACUAUGGAAUCAAUGUUUACGAGAGACGAGUUUAGUCGACCAAUCUUUCGAGCUACCAUGUCCCUAAAUCGCUACAAAGCUCUUGUGGGUUCUUUGCGGUUUGACGAUGCUCAAACCAGAGAGCAAAGAAAAACAAUCGAUAAAGCGGCAGCCAUUUCAGAGAUUUUUUAUAAAAUCAUUAGCAAUAGUCAGGCUGUGUAUCGCCCUUCAGCAUAUGUUACAAUUGACGAAAUGCUAAUUCCUUUUCGAGGUCGAUGCAGUUUUCGGAUGUACAUGCCAAAAAAACCAAAAAAGUACGGUAUCAAGGUAAUGUGCUUAGCCGAUGCCAAAACCUCCUACCUGUGCAAUGCAUAUAUUUACACAGGAAAAGGAAGUGAUGGAGUUGGAUUGACAGAAGCAGAAAAGAAUCUUAGUAUUCCAACUCAGUCAGUGGUUCGUUUGUGUAAAGUAAUCGAGGGAACGAACAGAAAUGUGACAGCAGACAAUUGGUUUUCUUCUGUGGAGGGUGUAGACGAACUUCGCAAAAGGAAGCUUACAUACGUCGGUACACUGAAAAAGAAUAAACUCUGCAUACCAGUUGAGUUCCUUCCAAAUAAUGAUCGUCCUGUCAUAUCUACCCUGUAUGGUUUCAGGAAUGAAUUAACACUUCUAUCUUUUGUACCGAAAAAGAACAGAGCAGUUUGUCUGUUGUCGAGCAUGCAUCACACAAUCGACACUAAUGAAGAGAAAAAUAAACCGGAGAUAAUCUGCUUCUACAACAGCACUAAAGCCGGUGUCGACCUCAUCGACAUGAAAUGUGCCGUAUACUCUUCAAGUAGAAAAACCAGAAGAUGGCCACUAGCUGUUUUUUACAGACUCAUAAACAUUGCCAGUGUAAAUUCCUUCAUUGUGUACAUGUCUUACACCCGAAAAACAAAUGUAACACGCUUUGGUUUUAUAAAGAGCCUUGCAAAAGAGUUGAUCGUCCCUCAUCUUCAAAAGAGGCUCACUGAAGUGGCUAAUCUUCCAAGGGAAUUGAAACAGGAAAUCCAGAAGAUACUAGGAAAUGAUGCUGCUCCCCAGAUAGAAGGUGUUCCUGACGAUCGUCUGGAGAAACGCAAAACUUGCCAGAAGUGUCCCGCUGGAAGUGACCGCAAAACACAACACAAGUGUAUCAAGUGCAACCUCGCCAUAUGCGGACAAUGUCAAAGAAGAGUGUGUACAGGGUGUGCUGAAGAAUGUGUGUAG